AUGGACUCAUUCCCCUGUGCUGUGCUCAUCUUCUCUCUGCUAAAUUCAGUCGCCAGUCAAGGUCUUGUGGUCUCAGUAGAGCCCCAGACUACUACUGUGCGCGAAGGGGAGUCAGUCAGCCUGAGGUGCCAAGUGGGGAGCGGUGCACCUCCAACCCAGCUACAGUGGAGGAAAGCCAAUAAUCAACCCUUACCAGACAAUAUUAAGAUUGGCCCCAAUGGUGUGGUGUUGACGGUUGCCAAUGCUCGACCUGCUAACCAGGGGGAGUACCAGUGUGUGGCCUCCAGCUCUGCAGGUUCCAGCACUGCCUCAGCACAGAUCAACAUCAAAUAUCCCCCCAAAGUGCGCCUGUCACCAACCGGGCCACUGAGGGUGAAAAUCGGUGACCGAGUAUCAGUGCAAUGUCGGGCCACAGGCAGACCGCGGCCCAAGAUAAGCUGGAGACGCCAAGGCUCCCCUCUGGAGCUGCCUUCUGAGGAGAUGGAUGGUGUCAACACCAUACAAUGGACUGUAGUCCGUCCUGAGGACUCAGGCGUGUAUAUUUGCCAAGCAGAGAACAAUGUGGGCAUGACAGAGGCCAAAGUGGAGGUCAUCAUGGCAGGCGGACCUGGUGCACCCAUGGCGUCAGUCAGUCAUAAAGAAAUGACAGUGGUGGAGGGUCAUUCUGUCACUAUGAAUUGUCAGGCUACUGGUUCUCCAACUCCUCUUAUCACAUGGUCCAAGCUGAGAGCCCCGUUGCCAUGGAAACACACAGUUGCCGGUGGAGUCCUGACACUGACCAGUGUGGGGCGCCAGGACUCCGGCCAAUACAUCUGUAAUGCUACCAACAUACACGGCUUCAGCGAGGCGUACACGCAAAUGGAAGUGGAGAGCCCUCCGUACGCCACCUCUCUGCCCGAGCAGGUGAAGCUACAACCCGGUGAUGCCCUUUCUCUGCGUUGUCUGGCCCACGGCUCCCAUCCUAUUCAAUUUGAAUGGAGCCGGGUGGGCAGAGGCAAUCUGCCCGCUGGAAGUCAGACCACCAAAGACGGACAGCUUGUCAUAGCUCAUGUAAAAAUGAAUGAUGGUGGAACAUAUAAGUGUGUGGCCACCAACCACAUCGGCUCCAGUGAGGCAUUGGCCAAAGUCAUUGUUAAAGCAGGUCACUGAGAUGUCUGCAGUGUUCCCGCAAGACUGAAUUCUGACAUCAAAUGGAAAGUGUCAAGCUGUUACUGUGAAUAUGGAGCUAAACUGAAACCUUUCAAUUAGUGGCUAUAUAAAAGGAUUUGGAAUAAUUUAAAAAAAAUCACUUUUCUGGCAGGGGAGAUUACAAACUUGUAUUUGUUUUUCCAGUCCCAGGUUUGUAAAGGGAUUUCAAAACACAAAUGCGAACUCUUCUCUGUAUUUUAAAAUGCAAUCUAGCUAAUUUGGUCCUCCGGCAUCUACAUGAAUCACUCAUAACUCACUCUCAGCACAAUUAGGGAAUGGAUCAUGAUCCAUAAUGUUUGUUUUUUGUUUUCUGCUUUUGGAAAGUGUUUGUUAAACAAGGAACCACAUUUGGUCAAUUUAAAAUGUGUUUAAAAUGCAUCCCCUAUGACUGUACA
Syngnathoides biaculeatus (alligator pipefish) is the source of this 1583-nucleotide messenger RNA. Its product is annotated as basement membrane-specific heparan sulfate proteoglycan core protein-like. Gene Ontology annotation, cellular component: cell-cell junction. Gene Ontology annotation, biological process: cell-cell adhesion. The record is from RefSeq and is a predicted model, not a curated record. Gene Ontology annotation, molecular function: cell adhesion molecule binding. The transcript has 8 exons. NCBI's taxonomy places the organism in Eukaryota, Metazoa, Chordata, Actinopteri, Syngnathiformes, Syngnathidae. Bases 1 to 1149 code for a protein of 382 amino acids.